CUCGAAAGCAGCUGGUUUUCACUCAACCUACUAGAAGCAUUACCAACAUAUUCUCUCUCUCUCUGAGGAAUAAGCUGUCUAGGGACAGUCACAUUGCACGCGCAGGUCCUCAACUCAGCAGCCAGUGCCUAUACCCUGGCCUUCAGUACUUUUUAUUCCCGCCUCUUCAGACAUACAAAAACCCGGUCAUGCAUCUUUUGCGCUGACAUUCGCCCCCAUCUACUCAUACCGUCGCGUCGCCACUUUACCCGCCCCUUUCACCGCACCUACACUCCAGUGAGCGACAAAACCCACCAGAAUUCGAAGGCGAUGGCAACUCAGGUUGAAAGGCUGCUGGCCGACCGCACGGCGAACAGCAUACCGGAGGAACCCCACGCGUCCCCGUCGGCUGCCCCGUCGCUCACUUAUUCGGAGUCUGCCGACGAGCAAGAAAUUGAGGAACCCCGCCAAGCCGAACUUACACGUCGCCGACGCGCCUCGACAGUCCUAAUUGCCCGGAGCCCUGCUGAUAUCCAACGCAUUACCGGCGAGACAACAAGCCAAUUGAUUAGGCGGUGCUGCGGAGGAGGCUGCUGUCUUGACGGCGGGGCCCGAAGAGAAGGCGUCGAGUACGAAGGCAUUGAUCUUCCCGACAAUGACGCAUUCCGAUCCCUGUUCCUCAAGAUUGACGCAAUCCCUGUUGCGCUUACCAACGUCACCGACCUGCCCGAGCAAACCGUUUUUCUACAACCCCUUCGACGGCCCUCGACCAUACCAUCCCCCACUGACUCGGCAAUUUCUCUUGGCGAUGAUUCCGGCAAUGAUACCAAAAGCCCCACCCAAACUGCGGAGCUAGAGAAGAAGGGUCUCCCAACCCUGGGUUUGGAAGACCUCGACACCAAGAUCCAGCCUCCAUCUUUCGUGCAACCGCAUCCUCCCCACCACGUCUUCCCGGCGCGCAUCCAUAACACACGGGAAUUAACGCGACCUGGCGCGGAGAAGCGAACCUUCCACUUCGAUCUCGACGUCACGGACUAUCCAGAAGGCGAGGGCAUAGAUUUCAAGGUCGGCGGUGCCAUUGGCGUGUCUGCUCCUAACGAUGCUGCGGCCGUUGAUGAGAUCCUCGAUCUCCUCAUGGUUCCUCGCUUCAUCCGGAACAAGCCCGUCCUUCUUGAGACCACCAAGGGGCGCUGGCCAACCGUAUGGGGCGAGGACCAGGCUCGCGAGCUAGUGACUACGCGCCGGGACUUGCUUACUUGGUGUUCCGAUAUCCAGUCGUACCCGCCUACAAAGCAGCUCCUUCGCGUCCUUGCAGAGCACGCAACGAAUGAAAUUGAACAGAGGGUACUCCUCUUCCUCUGCGCAGGCGAGGGCCAGGGUAUCUUCUGCGAUUUCCGAACCGGCCCACAUAUCUCGCUCGCGCAACUUCUACACGCAUUCCCUAGCGCCAAACCUCCUCUGGAUCUCGUCCUCUCGGUUCUGCAGCCUAUCAUGCCACGCUUUUACUCGCUCUCCAAUGACCCUCAUGAGUCUUUCGAGACGCGGGACGGCAAGCAGCACCGCCUGAUUGAGCUAGCCGUCACCGUCCAUGACACGAAUGAUUGGCGAUCAGGCACCCGUAUGGGCCUUGGCUCUGGUUUCUUCCAGCGACAAGCCUUGAGGUUCCUCGAAGCUCGAGAGAAGGGCGAGAAGAAUCCCGACUUUUAUAUUCCUAUGUUCAAGGGCCUGAUGUCCAAUCCGCUUGCCAAGGAGUUCGUCUCCGACGGCCCUAUGCUCCUGAUCGGUGCCGGCGUCGGCAUUGCUCCGUUCCGAGGGUUUGUCCAGAGGCGACUCAAGACGGCCAACUGCGCCAACAAGGUCUGGGUCCUCCAGGGAGUUCGCGACUCGCUCGUCGACGAGCUGUACAGCGGCGAAUGGGGUGUUCACGAGGACGAGGUCAAGAGGGUCGUGGAGAGCCGCCGCGGCGAGGGCCGCUACGUGCAGGAGGAGGUCAAGAACCAGACCGACCUUGUCUGGUACAUCAUCAACUCGGUCGACGGCCGAGUGUUCGUCUGCGGUAGCACCAAGGGCAUGGGCGAGGGUGUCGAAAAGGCCCUCAUCGAAGUCGCCAUGGAGAAGGGCAACCUUGGGCGCGAGGAGGCCGCGAGGUUCUGGGAGUUGAAGAAGGAAGCCGGCCAGUACAUCGCAGAGACCUGGUGAUUGAUCCCACAGGUCCUGGAGCUGUUCGACCGGAGGAAGGGACAGUUAAUUUCAUUGAGGUUGCUUCUACUUCUGUUGCAUAUGCCAUGGUGGCAACGCUCUGGCAGGCUUUGAUAAAAAGCGUUUUUCUCUUAUUGGGCUCAUGGGCAUUUGAAGAUAGGAACAAAACUAGAUAUGGCGUCGGCGUCAGCAUGGGGUCGAAUUUGGGAUCUAGCAAUCGCGGGAUCGCGAGCGUGGUAUCAUCUGGACAGGGAUAGAGCAAGAAGACAUCACGAAGACUGGCAGACUCGGGAAGGUUAUUUCUCUCGCGAUGUAGUUUUAUUCUCACUGUAGUUUACACACUGCCAUGAUCAGUUCAUGUCGCACUUUUCCCUCAUAUUCCCGCGAUGUUUCCCCUGAUGUUUCCCCUGCAAGGGUUCCAGAUAAGAGAGUCUCUAUAAGGAUCCCAAGAGAGCCAAAG
Phialemonium atrogriseum is the source of this 2638-nucleotide messenger RNA. RefSeq lists its product as uncharacterized. Gene Ontology annotation, biological process: homocysteine metabolic process. Bases 310 to 2178 code for a protein of 622 amino acids. Gene Ontology annotation, cellular component: cytosol. NCBI's taxonomy places the organism in Eukaryota, Fungi, Ascomycota, Sordariomycetes, Cephalothecales, Cephalothecaceae. Gene Ontology annotation, molecular function: FMN binding; [methionine synthase] reductase (NADPH) activity; flavin adenine dinucleotide binding. The record is from RefSeq and is a predicted model, not a curated record. The transcript has a single exon.